Phragmites australis (common reed) is the source of this 754-nucleotide messenger RNA. Its product is annotated as succinate dehydrogenase subunit 6, mitochondrial. The record is from RefSeq and is a predicted model, not a curated record. Gene Ontology annotation, cellular component: outer membrane. Bases 101 to 526 code for a protein of 141 amino acids. NCBI's taxonomy places the organism in Eukaryota, Viridiplantae, Streptophyta, Magnoliopsida, Poales, Poaceae. The transcript has 4 exons.
AGGGAAGGGAAGAGAAGAGAAGAGAAGAGAAUCCGUCCAAGACCAAAACAAAACCCAAGAGACCUCGCCGUCGAAUCGAAUCGAAGGGGUUAGGGCGGCGAUGGGGAUCGGCGAGCACUUUGAGGGCGUCAAGCAGCACUGGGCGCGCAACUUCGCCUUCCUCGACUACUACAAGAAGGUCUACGGCCGCGCCGAGCCGCUCCCCAAGUGGUCUGACGCCGACGUCCAGGAGUUCAUCGCAUCCGACCCAGUCUACGGGCCCCAGCUCAAGGCCCUGCGGGACUCGAGGAAGUUCGCGCUCACCGGGGCCCUCGUCGGCGCCGCCCACCUCGGAGGCAUCGCCUUCAAGUACUCCAAGGCGCCGCACGGUGUUGUGCUGGCUACCGGGUUCGGGGCCCUCACCGGCGCCGUGCUGGGAUCGGAGGUGGCGGAGCACUGGUACCAGCUCUACAAGAUGGACAAGCAGGGGGCCAACCUUAGGUUCAUCUACUGGUGGGAGGACAAGGUCUCAGGCCAGAAGAGCUGAAGUACAUUAAAUGAUGUCUAUUUGAGCAUACCAGCUUGAUAAAACUAUGGUGUCUCUUAUGCGGGAUUCGUAGUUUUUGCUUCCUAGUUUUUUCCAAUAAGGUGUGUAUUGGUUGUGGAAACCAACGGGACAAUGUAUUUUACUCUCUACCAUGAGUGGUGUUUGUACUGAGUACUCUACAGUAUUCAUUCUCGCUCUGGUGAAACAGUAAACCUGAUCUUUUUUCAA